GGCGGAAUAAAAAAGACUUCUUAAAAGGUAAAGACGCUAUGAGAGAGUAUCCACCUGAGUCUUUGACCGGUGAGCAAAUUUACUCUGAGCGAUUGAGUGGUGUGAAUCCACCAAAAACGAAGGACGUCGGUGGAAAUGGUCAUGAAAAGAAGAUGCCGGGAUAUGGGAAGCAACACAACUGGCACAAAGAAAGCAUAUUGUGGCAGCUGCCAUACUGGAGGGACCUCAAUCUACGACAUAAUAUUGACGUGAUGCAUACAGAGAAGAAUUUUUUGGACAACAUCAUGUAUACUCUUAUGCGUGUGAAGGGUAAAUCAAAAGAUACCAUCAUGUCAAGAUUGGAUUUAGUGAAGUUCUGUUCUCGGCCACACUUACAUCUUGAUAGUAGGGGUAAAGCACCUUUCCCGGCAUAUGCAUUGACAGACGAAGCCAGAACAAGCUUAUUGGAAUGUGUGAAACACUCAAUUAAAUUCCCAGAUGGUUAUUCGUCAGACUUAGCUAAUUGUGUUGAUAUGGAAAAUGGAAAGUUUUCAGGCAUGAAGAGCCAUGAUUGCCAUGUUUUUAUGGAACGGUUACUUCCAUUUAUUUUUGCAGAACUGCUUCACAAGAAUGUCCACCUUGCUUUAUCAGGGGUUGGAGCAUUUUUUCGGGACUUAUGUUCUAGGACUUUGCAUACAAGUCGCCUUCAAAUUCUAAAACAGAAUAUAGUUCUCAUCCUAUGCAACUUGGAAAAGAUCUUUCCACCAUCCUUUUUUGAUGUGAUGGAGCACCUGCCUAUACAUCUCCCUUACGAAACUGAAUUAUNGAGAGAGUAUCCACCUGAGUCUUUGACCGGUGAGCAAAUUUACUCUGAGAUAUUGAGUGGUGUAAAUCCACCAAAAACGAAGGACGUCGGUGGAAAUGGUCAUGAAAAGAAGAUGCCAGGAUAUGGGAAGCAACACAACUGGCACAAAGAAAGCAUAUUGUGGCAGCUGCCAUAA
This is a messenger RNA of Camelina sativa (false flax), 980 nucleotides long. Lineage: Eukaryota; Viridiplantae; Streptophyta; Magnoliopsida; Brassicales; Brassicaceae. The record is from RefSeq and is a predicted model, not a curated record.